GUGAUGUGAACGAGUUGAGAGGAGCUCUUCCGUGUUUUUAUUCGGACUCUUUGUUUUACUUUCUCUCCUUUUUUAUUUUUUUAUUUUUUAUUUUUUUUUAAACCUUGUCGUCUUUGGAGUCAAGGGAACCUUUCAGGCUCGAACAUGGGAACCGGAGUCCGUGUUUCUGUGCUCUGCGCGCUGCUGUCCGCCGUGUUGUGUCCCGGUGUGUGUGUCCAGACCAGUUUACAGCUCGACCCCCUGGUGUACCAGGAGCAGCUGCUGUGGGUGGGAGGAGCCCAGGGCCACGUCAACACCUUCAGGAUCCCACUGCUCAGCUUCACCCCUAAAGGGAGCCUGCUGGCCUUCGCAGAGGGCAGGAAGGCCUCAGCCAGUGAUGUUGGGGCAAAGUUCAUCGCAGUGCGACGAUCCACUGACAAAGGAGUCAGCUGGUCCAAGACCACCUUUAUCGUGGACGACGGGACCCAGGCGAACGGCCUGAACCUGGGCUCUGUGGUGGUGGACGAGGAGAUGGGCUUUGUCAUUCUGAUCUACUCCAUCUGCUUCUACGACUACCAGUGUGAGCCGCCCAGCACCAUGAUGGUGAAGAGCAUAGACGAUGGCGUCACCUGGAGCGUGCCCAAAAACCUUUCUGAGCAUCUCGGAGUCAAGAGUUUCUGUCCCGGGCCGGGAUUGGGCAUCCAGAAGCGUAUUGAGCCAAAGAAAGGGAGGCUGAUCGUCUGCGGGCACGGGACGAUCGCGGGUGACGGCGUUUUCUGCAUCUACAGCGACGACCACGGAGAGAAGUGGGAAAACGGUGCGGCGCUGAAAAGCAUCCCCUACAACCAGAACAAGAGAGCGCUGGACUUCAGCCCUGAUGAGUGUCAGCCUAUGGAGAUGUUGGACGGCAGCAUCGUCAUCAACGUGCGGAACCAGAACCGGUACCACUGCCGGUGUCGCAUCGUGGUGCGCAGCCUCGACGCCGGCGAGACCCUGCCCGUGGACAACCUUUACUUUGACUACACGCUGGUGGACCCCGUGGUGGCGGCCGGAGCCCUGCAGAAGGAGGGAGUGCUCUACUUCACCAACCCCUCCAGCGAGGAACACCGAGUCAACCUGACGUUACGAUGGUCACUGACGGACGGCAAGUCUUGGGAGAACAAGGCGCUUCAGAUUUGGCCCGGGCCGAGCGGCUACUCGUGCAUCACGACGCUGAACAGCGGCUCUGCAGAAGACCGGAAGUACAUAUUCGUCAUCUAUGAAAAGGGCAAGAAGGAUUAUUUCGAGACCAUCUCGUUCGCCAAGAUCCACCUGUAUGGUGGGAAGGUGUGAGUGAGAGGUGAGCAGCUGAUGAAUGCAUUCAAUGAAUUUUAGUGUAUUUAUGGUUUUGAUUUAAUCCAUUUUGUCUCCCAGACUCAAACCAUAAAGGGAAAAGUAGACAAGCUGUCGACGCCAACGACUUUCUCAGGAUGAAAAAAAAAAAAAAAAAAAAAGAUUAGAGCUAAUUUAACAAUUUUCGAGGAUUACAGUUGAGUCAUGAGUGUGCCGCACUCUGUUUUGCUGAAAAAGUCUUCAAUUUAUCAUAAUCAGUCUUU
Salarias fasciatus (jewelled blenny) is the source of this 1574-nucleotide messenger RNA. It is a transcript of the gene neu1, whose product is annotated as neuraminidase 1. Bases 145 to 1311 code for a protein of 388 amino acids. NCBI's taxonomy places the organism in Eukaryota, Metazoa, Chordata, Actinopteri, Blenniiformes, Blenniidae. Gene Ontology annotation, molecular function: exo-alpha-sialidase activity. The record is from RefSeq and is a predicted model, not a curated record. The transcript has 6 exons. Gene Ontology annotation, biological process: ganglioside catabolic process; oligosaccharide catabolic process. Gene Ontology annotation, cellular component: intracellular membrane-bounded organelle; cytoplasm; membrane.